UCAUCAUCAAAGGGGACUAGUUCGCACAGUAGAUACGAUGAGGAUCCAACAAUCCAUUGCUCUCACACUUUUGGCCAUCUUUGCCACUCUUUGCAGCCUCAUACAGGCUCAAAAGGCUUCCGGUAGUAGUGGAACAGCAGCAAAAUAUCGAAAUGCAUCGAAACAGAGUUCCAAUAAUGUCGUUCAAUUGAGUGGUGAAAGUGAUUUCGAAUCGCUCGUCAGUAGUCAAAGAGAUUAUUCCGUUACACUCUUGUUGAGUGCAGUAGACUCUCCACCCGUUCAAUGCGGUCCUUGUAAAAUCUUCCAACCUAUUUACGAACAAAUUGCAAAAGGGCUACGAAAGUCAACACAAAAAGACGCAACAAAUCAACACAUUUUUGCCUAUUUGGAAUUCAAGAAUGGCAGAGAGGUUUUCCAAAAGAUGAACCUACAGUACGCCCCCGUCUUGCUCUUCUAUCCACCCACUGUCGGACCUCGUGCCUCUGCAAAGAAAGAACCAGAGCAAUAUGACUUCAAUCGAUUAGGAUUUGAGGGAGAGGAUGUAGCCAAUCACAUUUCACAAAAAGUUGGCUUCAAAGUGCCUUACACGAAACCAUUCCCAUGGCAUCUAGCAGGUGUCGCCACUGCAGGAGCAGGUGCGUUGCUCUUGCUUGUUUUCGUCAUCUUGCCUCGUCUUUCUAGAGCGAUUGGAUCAGCUCUCGUUUUGGCUUUCAUCACAAUCAUGUGUGCUGGUCAUAUGUGGAACGGAAUUCGUAAUGCUCCUUAUAUCACUACAGAUGGCGCAGGAAAAGUUCAAUAUUUCGCAGCCGGAUUUCAAAAUCAAAAUGCAGCUGAAACGCAAAUCGUUGCCGUUAUUUAUGGUAUCUUGGGCUUCUCCGUGGUUUCAUUGACGGUAUUGGUGCCCACGCAACGUGAUCCUGUCAAACAAAGAGCGGGCGUUUAUGUUUGGUCGGCAAUCUUGCUCUCGGCUUUCAGUCUUUUGCUUUAUGUCUUCCGACUCAAGAAUGCUUCGUAUCCGUUCAGGUUCUUAUUCUGA
This is a messenger RNA of Meira miltonrushii, 1036 nucleotides long. RefSeq lists its product as uncharacterized. The record is from RefSeq and is a predicted model, not a curated record. NCBI's taxonomy places the organism in Eukaryota, Fungi, Basidiomycota, Exobasidiomycetes, Exobasidiales, Brachybasidiaceae. The transcript has 2 exons. Bases 38 to 1036 code for a protein of 332 amino acids. Gene Ontology annotation, cellular component: oligosaccharyltransferase complex.